AACAUUGUCUCAGGAGAUCAGGAAGCAAUCUUCUUCUCUGUUAGGUCAUAUUUUAUACGUUUUUAAAAAAUUUGAUUGGCAUGCCUUUAUUACCUUACAAGCUCUAUCAUUGUGUCUUUUAGGGAUAUCCUUCUAUUUGAACCUUCACCGGUCCAUGGAUAAUCGGUCUGCCAUCUCUGAAUUGGUUCUGCUUGGAUUCCCAGGAAUUGGAGAGAAGUUUCACUCCCCGGUCUCCAUAGCUCUGUUCCUGGUUUAUCUCACAUCGCUUUUCUCGAAUGGCGUAGUCAUAGCACUGAUCACUUGUAACCGACAUCUGUACCAACCGAUGUAUGUGCUCAUCAUUAACCUCGCCAUCUCCGACUUGCUAUUUGAUACCAUCACUCUGCCGAAGAUCGUGGCCAAGUACUGGUUUAAUGAUGGGUCUAUCUCAUAUGCUGGAUGCCUCUUCCAAGUACAUUCUGCCCAUUUCCUUGGGAGCUUUGACUCCUACAUCCUCUUACUGAUGGCCGUUGACCGUUAUGUUGCCAUAUGCAAACCCCUGAGGUACACAUCAAUAAUCAACAAUCAACGUACCAUCCUCAUCUGUUGCUUCUUCUGGCUCUUCACAAGUAUUAUUGGCAUAACAAUCGCUGUUCUGGACUCUAGUGAACGACUAUGUGGACAGAAUAUCAGUAGCUGCUUUUGCACCAAUUCAGCGGUCUUGUCCUUGGCCUGCAAUGAUGUGACCCCUGUGAAGCAUAUAACUUUUUGCCUUGCUAUGUUUGUCCUUCUUUUGCCUCUUUUCUUCAUCCUUUUCUCCUAUGGAGUCAUAAUCCGGGUCAUCAUCACACAGACCCAGUCUGUGAGUCGGAAGAGAGCCUAUUACACAUGUGCCACCCAGUUGAGUGUUAUUUGUCUAUAUUUUAUCCCACGGAUAUUUGUGUCUGUAGCCAACCAAGUCAACUUGAUCCUCAACGAAGACGUGAACGUCCUUAUUCUCUGCCUUUACACAUUUGUACCGCAUAUGGCUAACCCCAUCAUUUACUGUUUGAGGACUAAGGAGAUUAGAAGGACCUUUAAGAACCUUAUCAAAAGGUGGAUGCUGAUAAAGAUUCCAAGAAUUCCAGCAGUGAAUGUAAAUACAAUCUCAGAUCACCUUUAGGGAGCGACCCAAAACUGUGCUAUGGAGGGGCGCUGGUGGGCUGGAUACCUAAGUGGUGUUUGACAUCUUAUAAGGCUACAAACAUGGAGAUCACCUUCUCAAAAUCUUGCCUUUGCCACCACACCCCCCUGUGAAGCCACAAUACUCUUGUUGAAGGAGGUGGAUUCCCAGAACAGUCAAAAAGUAAAGGUGAAACUCCUUCAUCAUGGCCAUGACUUUCAGAAGACAAGUACAGACAUCCCACUCCUGUGACUCAACCUGACUCAACCCAGCAGAACCCUCCAAAACCAAAUUCAUUUUUCUUACCUGGAGUGAGCUUUUAAGCCCCGUACACACAAUCGGAAUUUCC
Messenger RNA from Rana temporaria (common frog), 1490 nucleotides. Its product is annotated as olfactory receptor-like protein DTMT. Gene Ontology annotation, cellular component: membrane. Gene Ontology annotation, biological process: G protein-coupled receptor signaling pathway. The record is from RefSeq and is a predicted model, not a curated record. Gene Ontology annotation, molecular function: G protein-coupled receptor activity; olfactory receptor activity. NCBI's taxonomy places the organism in Eukaryota, Metazoa, Chordata, Amphibia, Anura, Ranidae. The transcript has a single exon. The coding region runs from base 155 to 1141 and encodes 328 amino acids.